UUUUUUUAUGAUGCAAUGAUUUGAUCUAGACUGCUUUUGUGAUUUAACAUUAUAAUGGAAUUUGGUUGUGAUAUCAAAUCUUUGCUGUUCAAUGUUGUUCUGGAUUGAUUUAAGGGUAUCUAGUCUUUAACCCUAUUGUUUUCAGUCUCAUGUAAGUUUGUCUGUGGGGUUUGACUUUCUGAUGCGCUCCUGGCUGCAUAUAUAAGACUAGCCUUUGCUGUUGUUGGGCAUGCGAGCACACAUACACACACACACACACACACACACACACACACACACACACACACACACACACACACACACACACACACACACACACACACCAUUGACCCCAGUAUUACAGGCAUAAUUUUAAUGUGUGAGGUGAUAGAUCAAAUUGCUGUGAGCAAUGUGUGUAGAUGAAAUUGGGACUUUUGUUUGUUUCUUCUAAUUAAGUUACUCGACAGACAAGCGCAAAGUAAGGCUCAGCAUGGGUCCAAGUGGCUCCCAGUCCAUUUCUCUCUACUAAAAAAUUAAUUCUCUGCCUAGCAGUUAGCAAUUUAGCCCUUUAUGUGGUUUGGGCCUAGAAGACAGAAACAUUCAUCUUUGUGUACAGUAUUGAUCUUCAUGCUCUUGUUGUAAGGCAAAGCUGUCAAUACUUGUAUACCAGCAGCAAGCUGUACAAGACAACGCGCCAUAAGAUUAAUUACUAAGCUUACCUACAACUAACAAAUUAAAUACUAAAACAUCAUAAUUGGUGUCAAGUGAUGGAGUUAGAGCAAGUCUAAUGGUUUGUUGACUUGUAGAAUUUGAGUGACUGUAGGACAUGUUGUAGUGAGUACAGUACACAAUGAAUGAAGUGUGUAGACACGUGAAAAACCUAUGACUGUAUAAUUGUACACGUACACACAAGUGUCCGUGAUACGUAUACAUUUGCAGGUGUGAGCUCAGAUACACCUGAACUGACUUCCAAAACAGUUCACAAACGAAAAGAAAAACAAAAGGCAAAGAUGUCCUAUUCAUGUGCAGCAGUUUGCAACGUCAACUUGUAGUACGACCAAACAAUCAGCCACAAUUGUAAAUCUAAUUAUUAGACCUCUGACGUACUUGAUUGGUGUGCCAACUAGUGGGCGGUCGCAGGUGUCCUAAAUAGGGCACGCCCACUUUCGUUUUUCAUUACAAGAGUUGUUGAUGCUGUUUUCCUUAGUGAAAUCGUGAGACAACUAUCUGGAUACACACGAUAGGUUGAUACCAACUUUUUCAAAUAUGAUUUCAUGCUCUACCAUCCGUGUGUUAGGCUAGUUAGUCUGGGUUCACCGGAAGUGACUAAUCAAAUUUGUCGUGGUCAUUGUGUGUUCGUGCUUCGACGUGAUAGCGUCACACUCUGUACAGCACAUUAUCUCAGAAUUGCACACGUUCGUUCAUACCUCCACCAGCUAUUGCAAGAGUGCGACGCUGUUCUAACGUCGAGCAUGUGCAAGAAAGUGAUCUGUGAGAGCUGCUCAAAGUUUACAUGGGCAGGUUGUGGUCGCCACGUCGAGCAAGUAAUGAACGCAAUUCCUCUCGAUCAGAGGUGUCAGUGUGCUGGAAAGGAGGUUGCUGUCGUGCACAGCUAUGGACUCGUCAAGACAGUCGACUGAUGAGUAAAUAAAUAUUAGUUUCUGCGAAGUUACUGUGAAAGACGUGAAUUUAGUACAUGUAGAAAUUUAGCUAUUCUACUACUUUGUGUUAUUUAUUAUUGGAGUACUUGUACAUACCACUAAACUCGCCUACUCUAGAGUUGUUCUGGACAUCCGGGGUUUCCCGUUGCCCCGACGCCGCGUGAUUACAGUGUAGCUAAUCCUUCUGCUGCUGUUUCAGCGGCGUCAGCGGCGUCGAAAGAACACUAAGGAUUCCAAGCGUGUGAGAUAAUAAGGCAAAGCAUCGUCUGCUUUGCACUUACUUACUAGGAGCCCGCAGGGUCCUCAAACCGAGCGAGGAAUGACGUCUUGUCAUACAAGUACAGACUCUUUGCAGAGAGUUAGAGAGGAACUGGAGACAGAAUUUGUAAAUGAAACAAACCACAGUGACCACUCAAAGUCUAUGAGCAACAGCCAUGUUUAUUAUGAUGAACGGAAGAAUGUCGACAAAAGUGAACAUAGUCAAUCUACAUCACUGUCUAAUUCUGUGGAAAGUCAUGGACAUGUUCAAAGCCAACAAGUCAGCAAAUCAAGUGUCAGUGCAAUCUCUUCUAGUACUCGACUAUUAACAGUGAGAGCUAGAAAAAGAAGCACAGCUGCAGCAUCUGGAAAACUGCUAGAACAAAUGCGAUCGUCUGCCACAAACUACAGGUCUAGUGGUGGUGCCAGUGCACAAGAAGUAUGGACAUGGAUUCGAAACAGGUCAAAAUCAAGAGCUACAGUGCAGAAUUUUGAUAGGAAGCUACCACAAAGGCCUUUGGCUUUGGGUUCAGUAAACAGCAACAUGACCAGUAAGAAAGAACGUCAUCAUCCAGUUGCCCCCAGAACUGGCAGAGACACACUUUGCUUACUGCAUUUGAUGUACAGAACAUCAGAGCAUAACAGGCAUGCUGCAGAACAGUUACUAAGACAAAAUGGUCUUCCAUCUUUUGCUCAACCACAAGUAUAUAACCAGUAUAAUACAUUAUUCACUGCCACAUCAAGCAGCACAUCCGGACAGAGCACUACAAGAGAAAGGUUGAAACUGAAGACAGGUAUAAGAGCGGAGACAUCAGAACUUUCAACAGCACAAAGUAUCCUCACCAGAACUACUAGAACACCGUGUGAUGAGAAAUGUUCUCAUUCACAAGGUGAUGAUCAUCAUUACACCCUUCCCUUUAUUACAAGCAGUGCCAAGCAUCGUGCGCAUUUACUACACAAGUCAGCGGUUGCGCCACGAGGUACAGGUCCAUUUUCAAGUGGCCAGCCGACUAUGUGGAGGAUGCCACAAUUGGAAUAACGUGCUCAGCACUGACGCAAACAAGAUGAUUCUGACUUUUUCCAAUAAAAUUAUUUUAUAGAAAGG
Messenger RNA from Corticium candelabrum, 3003 nucleotides. RefSeq lists its product as uncharacterized. Bases 1960 to 2937 code for a protein of 325 amino acids. The transcript is spliced from 6 exons. NCBI's taxonomy places the organism in Eukaryota, Metazoa, Porifera, Homoscleromorpha, Homosclerophorida, Plakinidae. The record is from RefSeq and is a predicted model, not a curated record.